AUGUUCUACCCCUAUCCAUCAAAAGUCGCAACUUUUACCCAACACGAAGUGAGUUAUGCAUUUACAAUUUAAAAAGGAGCUUUUUUAAUGAAGAAUGAUGGUGAUGAAAUUGAUGAAAACUAAAGUUUUAAAAAAAUUAUAAUAAAACUGUAUUCUUAGUAUAUUGUAUUUCAUCAGUUUAAAUAAAUUUUACUGAAAUAUAACAUGUUUUACGACUUUUUAGAUUUACAAUGACUCAAAUACAAAACUCUUUUGUGGUCAUGGUGUAAAGAUCUUUAUAGACGAAGUAAAUCCAAUUGUCGUUUUUAAUCUUCAAUUCGAUCAAAAACCCUUUUCUCCAGAAGAAAUAGCAUCCAAUGGGUUUGAUGAAGAUAUUAUCGAACUGUUUGAAAAGAACAAGAAAAAACACCACAGUAAGUUGUUUUUUAUAAUUUUGCCAUAAACGCAUAUUAAUAAGAGCUUUUUGUUUAAAACUGUUCUAAAUAAUCUAUACGAUUAAAAAUUAAAACUAUAAUUUUUAAACGCAUAACUAAUGAAAAAGUUUAAUUUAGGCCGAUAUCAAAACUUAAAAGAACUCUUAACAGACGAAUUUUUUAAUGAAAGCUUACAAAAAGUGAAUGUAGCGCCCGUCAUUGUUGCUGGGGAUCUACACACUCCAUCACAUCUUGAUUGGACUGAUAGAGCAAAGUAAGAUAAUCCAGAGAGGGAGGCUUACAAGGAAAGUACCCUACCUAUUCGCUCAGAAUUAGCUCAAAAUUUUUAUACAAAUUCUUUGUACCACCUGUAGUACCCAAAAAAAAUUUUAGCUUGCGAUUUUGAGUUUUAAAUUUUAAUUAUUUUAGUUUCCUACCGAUUUAGCAAAUUUGGCAUUGUGUUUCAAGGACUUUUUUGACUUUCCAGAGAAGCUACGCUUACAAAUUUAAAAAUGUAGUUUAUCUUAAAAGUAUUAUACUAGUAUAUCAAAGAAAAUACCUAAAAGUCGAAAAGUGGUAAAGUUAUAAGCUUAAAACACAAUGCCAAUUUGGCGGGGAAUCCAAAACUUAAUUUUUUGGUCGCGAUUUUCUCGAGAAUUGCUGGUAGGUAUUACUUUUGUAACUAUUUUUUAAGCUUUUUUUCUUUUAUAAUACAAACUAAAAUAGUUCGUCUUUUUAACUGUUUUAAUUUGUAUUAGAAACAUGUAUUAAUUUUUGUAAUUUAUAAUUUUCAGACAUUUUCAUUCAAAUAUAGUCUACGAAUGGCCAAUUACAUCGAUAUUAACGCAACAAACAGCUUUGCUUGAUACCUAUCGAUAUAUUCACCCUUCCGAAGUGGAAGAGCAAGGGAUUACUUGGUCAACGGUUGAAAUGUAUAUAGAUGGUAGCAAUAACAAGAUUCGAGAGCCUCAGGAAAGAAUUGAUUACAUUUUCAGUAGAGGAAAGAGUCUUGUGCCAAUAGAAUCAUACACAUAUCCUAAAAGCUUUACCGAAAAUACGCUGCCGUACGUUGGCAAUAACGAUUGGCCUUCAGAUCAUUUUGCUGUUAUUACGGUUUUUGAAUGGAAAUAG
Bursaphelenchus okinawaensis is the source of this 1544-nucleotide messenger RNA. Lineage: Eukaryota; Metazoa; Nematoda; Chromadorea; Rhabditida; Aphelenchoididae. The record is from the annotation of a GenBank genome assembly.